AUGGCAAAAAUAUCCUGGCCCAGAAGGGUGAAGACGUGGUUCAGGGCAAAGAUGCAUCACAUCGAAUUGCAAGUCUUCAAGCCCAACUUACCAUCAGCAUCUGCGGCUGAAGAGGAUGCGGCGGACGGACUGGGGCUUGCGAUGCAUGGCCUUGACCUCUCCAGUGACGUGUCUGGACCAACAGAUAUCCCUCAAAGCGGCGAAGAAGGCACUCCUGCAGAAUCUCGAGACACCCCUAAGGGACUCUUAGACUACCCAGCAGAGCUUCGCAUUAUUAUCUACGAUCUCGUCUUCCGCGCCGAGACUGAGCGGAAGAUACUCUUGAAAAAAGCCUGUCCACCCAAAAAGUCUCUACUACUCACCUGCUGGCAAGCCUACAACGAAGCAUACCACAUCUACAAGGCCCAGUAUUACAAAUACUGGACGACAAAUCACUUCGUCGUAGACUUAGCAAAUUACCACCCUUGGGACCUCUACGAUAUCGAACUUCUGGCGGACCGCGACCUCCACCGCAUCAACAGUCUCACCAUCUGGGCAACGAAGCAAUACUUCCCACCAAGCCUUUGCGCACACGCUCAGCUAAUGCUGUGGCAUCUCUGCGGGGUCUGGAAGAGAGAGAUUAUAUGGGUGGACGACAUGCGCCCGUCGUGGAGAUGGUCCAGUGAGAACUACAUCGCUCUGCGGAGAGACGGCUUUGGGUCGCAACGACGACCAGGUUGGUGUCUGCAACGCCCUUUUGCGGCGCAAUGCGCGGAUGUGCUUCGCCACGAAGUGAGGCCGAUGACGUUGAAGGAGCAGCUUGUGACGAUUAUGCAGGAGUUGCAUCGAGAGACGGUGAGGGAUGAUUGCUGGCUUGGGUAA
Messenger RNA from Fulvia fulva, 861 nucleotides. RefSeq lists its product as uncharacterized. NCBI's taxonomy places the organism in Eukaryota, Fungi, Ascomycota, Dothideomycetes, Mycosphaerellales, Mycosphaerellaceae. Bases 1 to 861 code for a protein of 286 amino acids. The transcript has a single exon. The record is from RefSeq and is a predicted model, not a curated record.